Molecule: messenger RNA, 4490 nt
Organism: Cydia pomonella (codling moth)
Lineage: Eukaryota; Metazoa; Arthropoda; Insecta; Lepidoptera; Tortricidae
Product: zinc finger protein 431-like
Exons: 3
Coding region: 671-2176 (501 amino acids)
Biological process (GO): regulation of transcription by RNA polymerase II
Molecular function (GO): DNA-binding transcription factor activity, RNA polymerase II-specific; RNA polymerase II cis-regulatory region sequence-specific DNA binding
Source: RefSeq, a predicted model, not a curated record
AACCACCGAUUAUGACCGAUGUUACCGUUAACAUCAAAUAAUAUAAUACUCACUAGUUAACAUGGAGAUGCGGACGCAAGAAUGCUAUUUUUUUUUAUACCACGACGGUGGCAAAUAAGCAUACGGCCCGCCUGAUAAUAAGCAGUCACCGUAGCCUAUGGACGCCUGCAACACCAGAGGCAUUAUAUGCGCGUUGCCGACCCUUUAAAAACCUGUACACUCCUUUUUUGAAGAACCCCAUCCUAGUGAGUAUUAUAUUCUUUGAACCCCAUACUGUGAUAUAUGGAGGCAUUUUUAAUUUAAUGUGCUCAAAUAUCACCACAAAUCUAAAAUUGGUGAUUAACUUGGAGAUUUUCGCCAAUUUCUUUUCUGAUCAAAUCGGCUAAUAUUCCCGUCUGGACUGGCCUUAAGUAUCGAACCAAACAGGUCGCCAUUUUGAUUUCGCAAUUUUGUUGCAAUUUUGCAUUUGCACUUUUUGCAAUGAUGCUCUACGGAUAAUUGAGUAAAUUGAGUUUAUUUUACCUAUAAUUCUAAAACGUUAUAUUCUCUUUAAUUCCUGUUUUAGUAUAUUUUUUUAUGGAUUUGAAACAAUAUCCUAUUUGAAAAAUGAAACUUAUCUCUAUAUUUACGUGAAGCUAAAGAAUAAUAGAAACGAGUUUUUAAGUUAACGAUGGAGUCCUCAGCGUUACAGGGUACAGAGAAUGUUUGCGUAAAGGUUGAACCCUGUGAGGAAGUAUGUAUAACUUAUGAGCCCACGUCCACAGAAGUGUUUGUGAAAAUUGAGCCGCUGGAUGAUGUGUAUGUAAAUGAUGAGUCCAAACGCGAAUGUGUAUAUAUAAAAGCUGAGCCUUCAUGCUCAGAUGUAAGUGUAAAAGACGAGUCGCUCGGCGUAUGCGCGGCGGCGGAGCUGUACUCCGAACACGCUGUCAAAGAUGAGGUCGUGCUCGGUCCCGAACAACUGGACCGACGCGGCGUGCGCCAUGCACUAACAGCGUUCAACCAAGAGAUAGAAGUGAAGCAGUCAUGUCAGAUUGUCCCUGAGAGCACAGACCAGGACAGCCAAAGACAAGUUCCUGAAGCUGGUGUAGAGGAACUCAGGAACCCCAAAGUUGAGAAAGUCAAAAGAAACAACCAAGAGAAAACUCCACAGAAGAGACCAACAGGAGAGAUUCUUUACAAUUGUAACCAGUGCAGUUAUUCUACUAACAAAAAAAGUAAUUUUCAAGUUCAUGUAAGGAAACACACUGGUGAAAAACCUUACAAGUGUGACCAGUGUAGCUAUGCUAGUGCAAACAAACGUCAUUUGCGAGUUCAUGUAAUGAAGCACACUGGUGAAGCGCCUUACAAAUGUGACCAGUGUAGUUUUUCUAGUAGUUACAAAAAUAGUGUAUUAAUCCAUGCAAGAACACAUACUGGUGUAAAGCCUUACAAAUGUGGCCAAUGUAAUUACGCUAGUGCACACAAACGUGGUUUACGAGUUCAUGUAAUGAAACACACUGGAGAGAAUCUUUACAAAUGUGACCAGUGUAGUUAUGCUAGUGCACUCAAACCUAAUUUUCUUAGUCAUGUAAGAAAACACACUGGUGACACGCCUUACAAAUGUGAUCAGUGUAGUUAUGCUAGUGUAUAUAAACUUGCUUUGCAAGUUCAUGUAAGGACACAUACUAAUGAGAAACCUUACCAGUGUGAUAAGUGUAGUUAUUCUACUAUCACAAAAUAUUGUUUGAAAAAACAUAUUCUAAGGAAACACACUGCUGAAAAGCGUCACAAAUGUGAGCAGUGUAGUUAUGCAAGUAAUUUCAAAAAUAAUUUAUUAAUUCAUAUAAGAAAACACACUGGUGAAAAACCAUACAAAUGUGACCAGUGUAGUUUUGCUAGUACCAACAAAAAUUAUUUAGUAAUCCAUACAAGAAAACACACUGGCGAAGAGCCUUACAAAUGUGACCAGUGUAGUUUCGCUAGUAGUUACAAAAAUCAAUUAUCAAUGCAUAUAAGAAAACACACUGGUGAAAAGCUUUUCAAAUGUGGCCAGUGUCGUUAUUCAAGCGCAUAUAAAGGUGGUUUGAAACGUCAUUUACUGACGCACACCAACGAGAAACCUUACCAUUGCGAACAGUGUACCUAUGCUAGUGCAUACAAAAGUGCUUUGAAAGUACAUGUAAAGAGACAUACCUAACCAUAAGAAACCUUAAUGUAAUCAGUAUUGUUAUGCUAGCAGCAGAAAAUAUACAUUGGAAACCCAAUAACGAUGUACACUGAUGAAAAGCCCUACAAAUGUAACCAUUGUAAUUUUGGUACCAACCAUAAAGGCAAAAAGAUUUACAAAUGCAACCAGUGUAGUUAUGCUCCCUUCUUCUUCCUCGCGUUGUCCCGGCAUUUUGCCACGGCGCAUGGGAGCCUGGGGUCCGCUUGACAACUAAUCCCAAGAUUUGGCGCAGGCACUAGUUUUUUACGAAAACGACUGCCAUGGGGAGCAUCAACUUUUUAGCGUCACUCGUUGCCAUGGUUACGAUUAGUUGUCCAAGGGACAAAAGUUCAUUGAAAUACUGAUUUUAUGGUACUUAAAUGUAUUAAACUUGCGUUUUUGUGGUCGUUAUAACCAAUGUCCAUAAUGGGCCCCCUACUAAGCUUGUUAAUAGAACGGCAUACAACGUCUCUUCAAACAAACUGUGCCACUGUUGUCCCUUGGACAACGAGACAGGAUAACAAAACAAAAAAAGUUGAUUCACCCCAUGUGACCUUCCAACCCAGAGGGUAAACUAGGCCUGGUUGGGAUUAGCCCGGUUUCCUCACGAUGUUUUCUUUCACCGAACAGCGACUGGUAAAUAUCAAAUCAUAUUUCGUACGUAAGUUCCGAAAAACUCAUUGGUACGAGCCGGGUUUGAACCCGCGACCUCCGGAUUGCAAGUCGCACGCUCUUACCGCUAGGCAACCAGCGCUUGUAGUGUAGUUAUGCUCGCGGGCGCAAAAAAAAUUAGCAAGAACACCUACCUAGCCUACCUACCUAAACUAGGUACCUAGCCUAGGUACCUAGUUUAAGUUUUAAACUCUGUUAAUAUCUACACGAUAGAACAUACCUUGGAGUAAAGUAAAAUGCUAUUGAUGCCGGUGAUAUCGUCCAGUGUAGAACACCUUUAGAUUAUUUUAUGUUAAGGGGCUCCCUAACGCCAAUGUCCUUCGAUCUAAAUUCCUUAGUUUUGUAAUGGUCUUUACAGUACAUAUGGUGCUACUUUACCGCACUAGUGCAUAUUACGUUACUGUGUCGAACAUUUAAAGGGCCAUAUGUACUGUAAAAUGUUGUACGAUACAUGUGCGAAUAGGUAAUUCGCAACUCGUGUCGAUUUAAAACACUCCCUUCGGUCGUGUUUUAAUUUAUCGCCACUCGUUUCGAAUUUCCUAUUUUUCGCACUUGUAUCGUAAUGUACUAUUGUAGUUUGUCAUAUUAACAGCAACAGCUUUAAGCAAUAUAGUAUCCCAUAUUUACUUCAAAGUUCAUUGUCUUCGGGAUAUUUGGCAUCAAAGUUGAAAAAUUUUAGGCCAAAAAACUGUUUUUUUUGGCCAUAACUUUUGUGUUAAUUAGUUUAAAAUUAAAAUCUCUGACCAGUUUUUAGAGACGUCAAAGACGAACCCAAAUAUGUAGAUUUCGUAUAUGUAAUAUGUGUCGAUGAGUUACGAAAAAGGUGUGUUUUUAGACAAUGUUUGAAAAAAUCAUAAAAAAAUAAGUAUUCAUUUCUUUCAAAAUCCGGUAGACCAGAAUGGAGAUAAAAAAUUGAAGAACCGAUAGCCGUUUGUCUUAUAAUUCUAUCUAUAGUGCAAAUGUAGGAGUAACGGCUCAAAACUUGUCAAAAAUUUAUGAAAACCGCGGGGAGCCUCUUAAGAUAUUUAUAAAAACCUAGUUAAGGAUUUAAUUAGAUCUUAUCAUAAUAGAACCACCUUUGCAAAUUCACAAUUCAAUGCAAAAUCUGCUCAAAUAUAUAAUAAAAUCCUAAACAUUUACCCUAAACAGUCCCAGGAAUGUAAGUCCACUGUAAUCAAAUGGCUCACAAAUAAAACAUAUGAGGAAACAGAGUGCCUAUUACGAUGAGUACCAUUACGCACACGCACACACACGCACACACACACACACACACACACACACACACACACACACACACACACACACACACGCACACACACACGCACAGACAUACACACACACACGCAGUCAGGCGUACUGGAAAUUAAUUUAUUUUAAUCUAGUUUAUGUCGUUCUUGUAUCGUUUAUAAUUAAUGUAUUGCUUGUUAGUAGUAUAUUUUGUUUGUAAAUUGUAAAUAGUAUUUAUAGGUAGUAAAUUUUUGUAAAUAGUAUAGAUCUUAGUAUUCGUUAUUAAUAAUCACGGAAGAGCGGUGCCUCCCAACACAGGCAAUAUUGCUUACCGGGAGACACCAUACCCUAAAUUAUAUGUACUGUAUUUAAUGAAAUAAAGAAUUUUGUAUUUUUUGUUUUGUAA